Molecule: messenger RNA, 358 nt
Organism: Myotis myotis
Lineage: Eukaryota; Metazoa; Chordata; Mammalia; Chiroptera; Vespertilionidae
Product: small ubiquitin-related modifier 2-like
Exons: 3
Coding region: 14-358 (114 amino acids)
Biological process (GO): protein sumoylation
Cellular component (GO): nucleus
Molecular function (GO): ubiquitin-like protein ligase binding; protein tag activity
Source: RefSeq, a predicted model, not a curated record
UCUGACGCUCGCCAUGGCCGACGAAAAGCCCAAGGAAGGAGUCAAGACUGAGAACAACGAUCAUAUUAAUUUGAAGGUGGUGGGGCAGGAUGGUUCUGUGGUGCAGUUCAAGAUGAAGAGGCACACACCACUUAGUAAACUAAUGAAAGCCUAUUGUGAACGACAGUUGGAAAUGGAGGAGGAAGAUGCAAUUGAUGUGUUCCAGCAGCAGACAGGAGGUGUCUACCAAAAAGGGAACCUGCUGCUUUACUCCAGAACUCUGUUCCUCCAGACCAAGAAGACAUUCUCAGUUGGAAAACUGCAAUUGGGUUUCAACACAUCUGACGGCUACAUAAGUUAUUUGGCUCUCACUGUUUAA